AUGAAUCCGUCGCGCCCCGGAGGGUUUGGCGCGCGGUCAGGCCGGUACGGAGGGGCAGCAGGAACCCCCGCGGGCGCGGGCAAGGGGCCCGGCGGACCGUCUUCGCGCAGCAAUGCGGCGCUGCAGGCGCAGCAGAGGCUCCGCGCGCUCAUGUCGAACACGUCGGAUGAAUCCCAAGAUGACUACGGCAGCCAGGUGCUCGCGCUGUCUGCGUGUGCGUGCGGGUCGGGCGGGGGAAUGCGCAGCCCCCCACUGGGGCCGCUAUGGGGCGCACGCGGCCAGCGGGGGGGGAUACGACGCGCCCGAUCUCACCCACCCCAUGCUUUUUUAGAUCUCCCCAGGUCCGCGGGGGGAAUGCGCCAGCCCCCCACUGGGGGCGCUAUGGGGCGCACGCGGCCAGCAGGGGGCGGAUAUGACGCGCCCGACCCCAUGGGGGACCCUUACCGAGGGGGGGGAGGCAUGGGCGGAUACGACAUGGGACGACGCCCGGAUACAGUAGCGUCCCGGCAGGAGAUGGAGAGCAUCAAGCGCGAAUCAGCCAAGCUCAAGGACGAUCUGGAUGUACUCACAGAGGAAAACGAGUUCCUGGUGGAUAAGCUGCGCAUGGCAGAGGAGGACCUCAAGGAGAAGCAGGCGCGCGUGCAGGAGCUGGAGAAGCAGGUGGCCAAGAUGGGAGAAGGGCUCAGCCUGGAGGCCCGUCUUCUCAACAAGAAAGAGGCGGUUCUCAAGCAGCGCGAGGCGAGUCUGAAGGAGAUGAAGGACAAGAGCAAGGACGUGAAGGAGGUGGAGAUCACCACGCUCAGGAUGGAGCUCGAGUCCCAGAGGGAGGAGGCAGCGGCAGCGUUGGAGGAGGCGAGGCAGGCGAGUGAGGAGGUGAGGGCGCUGAGGAGCCUCACGGCGCGCAUUCUGCUGACUCCCGAGGAGAAGGAGGAGGUGGUGCUCAAGCGCUGCUGGCUCGCGCGCUACUGGGCGCUGGCCUCUCGCCAUGGCGUGCAUGCUGAGAUCGCCAGCUCGCGCAGCGACCACUGGCAGAAGUACUCGCCUCUGCCCUUCGAAGUGGUCAUUGAUGCCGGGAGGAAGGCCCGGGAGGAGCCCGACGGUGGGGAGAAAGAGGACAAGCCAGCGACGGUGGGCACGGAGAGCAACAUAGAGAGCAUGUUUCAGGUGGAGAAGGCACUCAGAGACCUGGCGGCACUCAAGGUGGAGGAGGGGGUGCUGCUGGCCAUGGCGCAGCACCGCCGCCCCGCCCUUCUCAAAGUUCACUCGGCUCCUUCAGCUGCCGAAGAGGGUCCAAGGAUGGUCGAGUCUAUGGAUCUGAGCGACGAGGAGGUCGAGGAUGUGAGGUUCAAGCAGAACUGGCUGGUGUACUGGUGGCGGCGGGCACGCGACCACAAGGUGGAGCCGGACAUUGCAGCAGAGCGGCUGGCGUACUGGAUCUCCAGGAGCACUGUGAAGCCCACGGCGCAUGAUGCUGUGGAUGCGGAGCGCGGGCUGAUGGAGGUCCGCAAGCUCAACCUGGAGCAGCAGAUGUGGGAUGCUUCCAGGAAGGAUCUCGUUGCCGAGGCUGCUGCAGCGGCUGCUGUUGCUGCCGUGGCUGCAGGACCACCACCCUCCAGCAAAUAA
This is a messenger RNA of Closterium sp. Naga37s-1, 1623 nucleotides long. NCBI's taxonomy places the organism in Eukaryota, Viridiplantae, Streptophyta, Zygnematophyceae, Desmidiales, Closteriaceae. The record is from the annotation of a GenBank genome assembly.